Messenger RNA from Falco peregrinus (peregrine falcon), 7713 nucleotides. It is a transcript of the gene CC2D2A, whose product is annotated as coiled-coil and C2 domain containing 2A. Gene Ontology annotation, cellular component: ciliary transition zone. Bases 130 to 4968 code for a protein of 1612 amino acids. The record is from RefSeq and is a predicted model, not a curated record. Gene Ontology annotation, biological process: non-motile cilium assembly; protein localization to ciliary transition zone. NCBI's taxonomy places the organism in Eukaryota, Metazoa, Chordata, Aves, Falconiformes, Falconidae. The transcript has 38 exons.
UAGUGACUAAGGAGGAGAAUCUGACUCUUUCUCUUUAAAAAGCAAAGCUGAGGCUUUGUUGCUAGGGGUAGUAUUGUGCUUGGCUCUUGUUUGUACUCUGAAAGCUGCUGCAUAAGAAAACCCAGCUAGAUGUCAGCCACCAACCAGAUGAGCCGCAGUGAAGAAUCCCAGAUGAUAAUCAUGAAGGAGUUCCUGGAUGAGGACCCUGCCCAGGUGGAAAUGCUGAGGAGGACCCUGACAGCUCGCAGGCACAGGAGACAGAAAACGCUACCGGAGGCUGCCGGUCCCCCCGAGCCGCGGGCGGAGGAAAGGAGCCGCGCCAGCAUGGCCGCUGCCCCUGGGGCGCCGCGCGACUUGCCACCUGGUCCUUCUACACUGAGAACAGACUUUGCAGAAUUUUCUGUUAGGGAACGAAUGAGAGAGAAACUAAAAGCAGCGAAGUCAAAAGCAGAAAUUAGUUUAUUGCAAGAAGACCCCAGUCCACGACCAAGGUGUUUAAAAAGCAUCAAAGAAAGGAAAACAGAAGUCAGAUUGGAUGAAGCGUCUGAUAAUGAUAAGUCUAGGGAGAUGCAAGAGGAGGAAUCCCACUUAUCAUCAAAAACAAAGUUUCGUGAUUCUGUAAAAAAGCUUAAGCAAAAGUCAACAUUCCAGAAUGAUUUUCCUUCCGCUGAAGAAGCAUAUAAUUUCUUUACCUUCAGUUUUGAUCCUGAGCCAGAGAAUGUAAAAGCUAGAGCCAGGAAGAGGAAUGAAUUAAAUGAAGAGGAGGAAGCAGAAGAAGAAUGUGUAGAAACCCAUGAGGGUGAAGAAGAGGAGGAGGAAAUGGAUGAAGAUGUACGCCUAGUUAAAGAUGAUGAUUUAUUCGUUAUAGGGCAGACAGCUGAAGAUUUUCUAGUAAUGAAACCUGCUGAUUGUGAAAGCUACUCUGAGCAACUGAAAAAGGAAAAAGAAUUUCUCUUCACUCCCAGCAUGCUAGCAGUGCCUGCUUCUGAGAAGAUACCUAGAAACUUGCAGCCUAGGUACCUUGAGGAUGAGGGUCUUUACACAGGAGAAAGGCCUUUUGUAUCACAGUCUAAUCAAAAUAUUUUAGAAAACAGAAUACUCAGACAGGAGCAAGGGAAAGAGUGGUUUGGUGAUGAUGGCAGAGUCUUAGCAUUGCCUAAUCCAAUUAAACAGUCUUCUACCAGGCCUCCAUUAUUCUUACUGGAAGAAGGCAUUGCACCAGAACUUGAAACAGUGUAUCAAAAGGCAAUAAAAAUGACAGCUGCCAAUCAGUGUCUUGUUGGACCUGGAGAUGUUCAGGGGCUGUUUCAAUUGGAUAUUGAUAUUUCUGGACUAAUAUUCACUCAUCAUCCCUGUUUUAGCCGUGAGCAUGUGUUGGCAGCUAAAUUGGCUCAGUUAUAUGAUCAAUAUUUAGCAAGAAAACAGAAGAAUCUUACCAAACUUCUCACAGACAAGCUGCAUGCUUUGAGGAAUGCUGUGCAAUGUAGUAUAGAUGGUGGUGGUCCUGGUACUCCUGUGGCACAACAGAGCAUACCUGAAUACAAAAUCGAGAUCAGGCAAACCAGAAGACUUCGUGAUGCUGAACAAGAAAAAGACAGAAUGUUGCUUAAGACCAUUAUAAAAGUUUGGAAGCAAAUUAAAUCCCUCCGUGACUUUCAGCAGUUUACUAACACACCCAUGAAACUUUAUUUGAGGAAGGAAGAGGUUGAUCAGAGAUUAGUUGAAAAAGAGUAUGAAGCAGAAAUUCAGGCUGAGAUACAUGAAUUACUAGAAGAAUAUAUGGAAGAAUAUGAAAGGAAGAUGGAAGAGUAUAAAAUUGAGCUACAAGAGUGGAAAUCCUGGAAGAAGGCACAGAAGUCCAAGAAGAAAAAGAAGAAAAAAGAUGUUCAUGAAGAAGAAUCACUAGAAGAUUGUGAUCUUGGUGAGGAACGUGUAAAACCCAUCCCACCUAAAAUGGCCAAUAGCCUGGAAAUAGAGCAGCAGGUUAGAGAAAAAGCUGACAACUGCAGAAGAAAACCUGGAGAACCUGCUCUAAUUCCUGAACUGAUCCUCUCAGGAAGCAUAACUCCAACUGAGCUGUGUCCUCGAGCAGAAGUUUUGCGACGGGAAGAUGUGAAGAAACGCUCAGCAUUUAUAAAGGUACUUUUCAACUCCAAAGAAGUAUCGAGGACUGUUACCCGACCAAUAAGUUCAGAUUUCAGAGUUCACUUUGGACAGAUUUUCAAUUUACAAAUAUUCAAUUGGCCAGAGAGUUUGAAACUACAGAUAUUUGAAACAAUGGGUAUGAGCAGUACCACCUUGUUGGCUGAAGUGUUCAUACCUGUUCCUGAGACUACAAUUCUGACAGGCAAUGCUCCUAUAGAAGAAAUAGAGUUCAGCAGCAAUCAACGUGUGAUGUUGGACCAUGAAGGAGUUGGGAGUGGUGUGUCCUUUUCAUUUGAAGCUGAUGGUAGCAACAAAAUGACUUUAAUGACCUCUGGGAAAGUAUCCAAUAGUGUCUCUUGGGCAGUUGGAGAAAAAGGAAUCCCCUUAAUUCCUCCAGUAUCUCAGCAAAACACAGGCAUUCCAAGUACAUUAAAAAAUACUGAUGCUAUUGCGUCCAUUGGCACUUCGGGCUUAACUGACAUGAAGAAACUAGCUAAGUGGGCAGCGGAAGCAAAACUUGAUCCAAAUGACCCAAACAAUGCAGCUCUGAUGCAGCUGAUCAUGGUUACUACAAGUGGAGAGGCACAUGUACCUGAUUUCUUCAGAUUGGAACAGUUGCAGCAAGAAUUUAAUUUUGUUUCUGAUGAGGAAUUUAAUAGAUCAAAGAGAUUCCGACUCUUGCAGCUCAGAAAUGGAGAGGUGGCUGAGUUCCGAAACUAUAAACAAGUCCCUUUACAUGAACGAGAAAUCAGUGAGAAAAUCUUCCAGGAAUAUGACAAGAGACUGCAAGAGAGGGAUGUGAUUGACAGCAAAAAUUACCUGGAUGCACACAGAGCAGUUGUUGCCAGCUAUCUACAGAAGAUUCGAGAAUCAGUAAUAAACCGUUUCCUCACAGCAAAACACCAUUUCCUUCUUUCUGACCUUGUCAACGAAGAGGAAAUGCCCAGCCUGGGUAUUUUGGGACUCAGCCUCUUUAAACUGGCAGAGCCAAAACGACCAUUAAAGCCAAGAAGAAAAGAAAGGAAGAAGGUCACAGCACAGAAUUUAUCAGAUGGAGACAUAAAACUCUUAGUGAACAUCGCUAGAGCUUAUGAUAUUCCAGUGAGAAAACAGGUGAUGAGCAAACUACACCAGCCAUCUAAAUCUUCAAGGUCCUUUAAUGAGCUGUUUGCAGCCUCUCCAUCAGCUCAGAGCCCAGCUGAUAGCCCGGACUGGGCAUUCAACCAGGUUUUAGUCCGUCCUUUUGUAGAAGUUUCUUUUCAGCGAACAGUCUGCCGGACAACAACAGCAGAAGGUCCAAACCCCAACUGGAAUGAGGAACUUGAGCUUCCAUUUAGAGCUCCUAAUGGUGACUACAGCACCCAUAGUUUGCAGUCAGUGAAGGAUGAAAUCUUUAUUAACGUUUUUGAUGAAGUACUUCUUGAUGCUGGAGAGGAUGAUCAUGAAAGAGGAAAUGGAAUCUGCACUCGUGUUGAGAGACGCUGGCUGGGAUGUGUUAAGAUUCCAUUUACUACCGUAUAUUUUCAAACCAGAAUUGAUGGUACGUUUAAGGUGAAUAUUCCUCCAGUCCUCCUUGGCUACAGCAAAGAAAAGAACCUGGGAAUCGAGAGAGGUUAUGAUUCUGUGCGAAAUCUGAGUGAGGGCUCAUAUAUAACACUGUUCAUUACCAUUGAACCACAGCUCAUUCCUGGAGAGCCAGUCAGAGAGAAGAUGAAUGAAAUGCUUAAGAAGUUUGAUACCCAAGAAGAUGAGAAAUUGCUCCAGGCAGCAGAAAAGUAUGAAGCUGAAUGUACAUCAAUGUUUCCAAGCCGCCAAUGCUUAACAACAGUGAUUGACCUCAGUGGGAAGACAGUUUUUAUUACCAGAUAUAUCAAACCUCUGAAUCCACCAGAGGAGCUUCUUGAUGCUGUCCCAAAUAGUUCUCAAACAGCAGCAGAAUUGGUGGCUCGAUACGUUGCUUUGAUUCCUUUUUUGCCAGACAGUGUGUCAUUUGCUGGAAUUUGUGAUUUAUGGAGUACGUCAGACCAAUUUCUUUAUCUUCUGGCGGGAGAUGAAGAAGAACAUGCUGUGCUCUUGUGUAAUUAUUUUCUUGGUAUGGGGAAAAAAGCCUGGCUUAUCAUUGGAAAUGCUAUUCCUGAGGGACCAACUGCAUAUGUAUUAACUUUGGAACAAAGCCAAUAUGUAAUCUGGAAUCCCAGUACUGGAUGUUUUUAUGGGCAGUAUGAUACUUUCUGCCCCUUACAAAAUGUGUACUGUCUGAUCAGCUGUGAUAAUAUUUGGUUUAAUAUGCAAGAGUAUGAUGCCCCAGUAUGGAUAAAUUUUGACAUCAGCAGAACAAAACACUGGAAGUCUUUCUUUUCAAGAAGCUUGCCAUACCCUGGUCUCCACAGUGUUCAGCCUGAAGAAUUGGUUUAUCAGCAUUCAGACAAGGCUGCUGCAGUGGAACUACAAGCCAGAAUUGAAAAAAUAUUAAAAGAGAAGAUUAUGGAAUGGAGACCAAGGCACCUAACUCGUUGGAACAGAUACUGCACCUCUACCUUACGUAACUUUUUGCCGCUGCUGGAACAAAACCAAGGCAAAAAUGUAGAAGACGACCAUCAGGCAGAGCUCCAAAAGCAGCUAGGAGAUUACAGGGUCUCCGGAUUUCCUAUUCAUAUGCCAUUUUCUGAAGUAAGACCUUUAAUAGAAGCUGUACACAGCACUGGAGUUCAUACAAUUGAUAUUUCCAAUGUUGAAUUUGCUCUAGCCGUGUAUAUUCAUGCUUAUCCCCAAAAUAUUCUCUCUGUAUGGAUUUAUGUUGCUUCACUUGUUCGAAAUAGGUAGUAUAGACCAGUCAGAAUACCUGAAGAAAUUUGCUUAUGUAGGGGUAAAUAUAACAGAUUUCUCCCACUGCUGCUUUGAGGUAGCCCAAGGAUUUUAAAAACCACGUGACAACCUGAUUUUUAGUAGCUGCAAACACAUGAGCUUUAGUCACCCUGCAACCACUGAAGAUACUAACGUAUUACUGUUAAGGAAGAGACUGACAGCUUAAAGUUCCAGUACUAAUAGGUGGGGUUUAUACACUAUUUUAAAGCUCCCCGUGGCACAUGUCACUCCUAAAAGCAUUACAUGUGUCCAGUGUGAUGGUGAUACAGUGACAGUGCAGAGUAAAACGGUAGAGUUCAGCCGCCUUAUCUUCAGGUGAAAGCUGGUUCCUGGAAUUGUGCCUUGAAGACUAUGUUUUUAGCUAGUCACUUUAUUUUACCUACAGACCUUCUUCAAAGACACUGGCAAAUACAAAUACUUAACAGUUUUCCAGUACCUUAAUUCCUGAAUCAAGAUCAGGACUGUUUAUCCAUAAACAAAUUUUAUGCACCAAGGAGCCGUCAAGUGAAGGCCAUACUUCAAUUUUUAAGAGGCUUCUUCAUCUGCUAUUCUAUGCUUAGCAUCUGUAUAAUGCUAGCACCAUUUAGAGGUGUAAAACAAUGUUUUCUUUAGAAGUUAAAGACAAAAGUAUUUAAUAAAUAUUUAUACCAAAACUUAAGUGGAGGCAAAUUCAUUUUAUAGAAGACUUCAAACCACUUUAAGGAUUUCAUACUCCAUCUGCAAGUUACCCUAGUAAAAGAUUAUUGAAAGAACAGCUUAGUACAAAUCAAAUUUGCAUAUUAGUAUCAAAAUAGUGGUGUUAACUGUUAAUAUCAAUAUAAAUACACUGCAUUUACUGCAGUUAUCUUGCUAAUCAAACUCUUUCAAGUGAAAGUGAUCGUGUGGUGAGCUUAGGAAGAACAAGCAUCAGAAUUUACCAAAGUUAAGAUUAUUCUUGAGCUUAACUCCAAACCAGAUUCAGUCCAAUGAAUUCUAGAACCAAAACCUUUGGCUUAGAGCCUAGGGUUGUUGCCACAGGUUCCGCUCUGUAAACCUCCAGCAGAAAGGAGUAGCUACAUUGUCAUCACAUGAUGCCUUGCUGAACAACAUUGAUGACAUCUCCCCAGUUUAGUCCAGCUCACCUUCAGAGAAGGGUGUAGAAGAAACACCAUGUAAGCAAACAGAAUGUUCUGCAGCCGAUUCAGUCCUCCGCUGUCUCCACCAGUCUGCACAGAAACCACCACCUAGCAGCAAGGAGGACCACUAGCUGCACCUUCCCAGCCGCAGAAGCCAGUGUUCUGAAAGGGCAAAUACAAGAAGGCCCACUGUGUACCUUGUUACGGCACACAUCUUGCCUCAGCACUGUGUGAACAGCCAUGUGUCUACUCUAACCUUUGGGCGCUCAAGUAAAUUUAAUGCAUCUUACUUGAAGCAACAGUUGCUGGAAUAAUGGUAUCCUUUUAUACCUCUUCUGCAGGCUUCCAGCUGAGCACUAUACAUUCUGCCUCUAGAUCACAGGCAGCUGUUAACCACAAACAGCCAACUCUGCACCAACUCCACAUUCACUAGUAUUUUUCUUACCUUAAUACUCUUCAGUAUUGGUGGGAGCAAGAUGCUCUCAAAACAUGCCUUUUAUUGUAGUCUCCACUACACCUGCAAGCUGACUUCCCACACACCCUGACUGCUGUCCUAAAUAAAUACUACUCAAAAGAAUUUAUCCAAUUACUGAAACAGGUAAGAAUGACAUAUUGCCUGCCUUCAAAAUUACACAGGAUGGGGGGGAAAAAAAAACCCAACAAAAUACCAAACUGCCUGCCUUUAUAGAGUUGCCACCUACCCCCCUCCUUUGCCCAGGAAAAAAAGCACCUGCAACUGUGUCGCUCAUGAGCAGGUGGCCAUUAACCUUUGCAACUUCACAGGGGCUGCAAUAGACACUUCCUCUUGCCAUAGGCUCUUCCCCUUGCCACCCACACACUCGCACACUACUCAUACAUAACUCGCUUUGUCUUCCUAGCAUGGCUUUCACGUAGCCCAACAAUGGAUUCUUUGCCUCCCUGCUAGUCUCUGCUGUUUAGUAAGGGGUCUUUUAUAAAAAUCAAAGCAACAGGGAAAACAUCUUGUUGUCCUCCACAGAUUUGAUAUGAAUGAAAACUGACUUCCUUGGAAGCUGUUUCAAAAAUGCAUUUAACACAAUCAUGGGAACAAAAAAACCCAAAACACCCCCCCACCCCCACAUAUUGCAAGGUUCACAGCUCUGCAACCACCAUAUGCCCGCCCACCCACCCACCCUCUGCAGCCUAUUGGCAUGGUACGCCUGGCUAUCACACCUUAAAAGCACAUAUAUUCAACUGCUACAUACUUUUUUUUUUGUUGGUGGGAAUGUUUUAUUUGAGUAUGUCUUUCAAGCCCAAAUACAAAACCAAAUGCAAAAGGAAGGUGGGAAUUUCCCUAAUUUUGAAAUACAAAGAAUGACUUCAGGAUGAGAGGAAAGGGGAAGAAACAAGGCUCCUAAAGAUGUAUAACUGUUACCCAAAUGCAAACAAUACAUUUCCAAUUCUCUGCAGAGCUUUAUGUUGUACUUAUGGAUUCAAAAUAAAAAACCAUUCACUUAACACAAAAUAAUCCAGUAAAGUAUAUUUAAGUGCCAAACUUGGAAGAAAGUGGCAUUAAAAAAAAAAAAAAAAGAAUGUUUUCCCAUCUUCCCCAAAUUAAGUAGAACAAACC